Molecule: messenger RNA, 2825 nt
Organism: Sceloporus undulatus (fence lizard)
Lineage: Eukaryota; Metazoa; Chordata; Lepidosauria; Squamata; Phrynosomatidae
Gene: PKM
Product: pyruvate kinase M1/2
Exons: 11
Coding region: 258-1841 (527 amino acids)
Biological process (GO): cellular response to insulin stimulus; glycolytic process
Cellular component (GO): cytoplasm
Molecular function (GO): potassium ion binding; pyruvate kinase activity; magnesium ion binding
Source: RefSeq, a predicted model, not a curated record
GAUUGGCGGGAGGUCGGCGCGGAGGGAUCUGAGGCGGUGUUCGCAGGCCACCUAGGCGCAGCGCUGGGCUGGGCGCCGCUUCAGAGAGGGAGAGACUCUCAGAGGGAUCGGACGUGUCAGAGCAGUGCAGAAUCCAGCCUCCAGCAGCACCACCAGCAGCAGUAGCAGCAGUAGCAGCAGCAGCUAUAGUUCCAGGAACCCCAGCAUCCAUAAUUCAAGGAACCCCAGCAGCCAUAAUCCAAGGAACCCCAGCAGCCAUGUCUAAGGAACAUGAUGCCUUCAUCCAGAACCAGCAGUUGCAUGCUGCCAUGGCAGACACAUUCUUGGAACACAUGUGUCGUCUGGACAUUGAUUCUCCCCCUAUCACUGCAAGAAACACUGGCAUUAUCUGUACAAUUGGCCCGGCGUCUCGGUCAGUUGAAAUGUUGAAAGAAAUGAUUAAAUCUGGAAUGAACGUUGCCCGUCUCAACUUCUCUCAUGGAACUCAUGAGUAUCAUGCAGGAACAAUCAAGAAUGUACGAGAAGCUACUGAGAGCUUCGCUUCUGAUCCUAUUUCAUACAGACCUGUUGCUGUUGCAUUGGAUACUAAGGGACCUGAAAUCAGAACUGGACUCAUCAAGGGUAGUGGUACAGCAGAAGUGGAACUGAAGAAGGGUGCAACUCUUAAAGUAACUCUGGAUAAUGCUUUCAUGGAGAACUGCGAUGAAAAUGUCCUGUGGGUGGACUACAAAAAUCUUAUUAAAGUUGUGGAUGUUGGCAGCAAAAUCUACGUGGAUGAUGGUCUUAUUUCCCUGCAGGUUAAGGAAAAAGGUGCUGACUUUGUCAUCACAGAAAUUGAAAAUGGUGGGACGUUAGGCAGCAAAAAGGGUGUAAACCUGCCAGGUGCUGCAGUAGAUCUUCCAGCUGUUUCUGAAAAGGACAUCCAAGAUCUAAAAUUUGGUGUAGAGCAGGAUGUCGACAUGGUGUUUGCCUCCUUCAUCCGCAAGGCAUCUGAUGUUCAUGCUGUAAGGAAAGUGCUGGGGGAAAAGGGAAAGAACAUCAAGAUCAUUAGCAAGAUUGAAAACCAUGAAGGAGUACGAAGAUUUGAUGAAAUUAUGGAGGCUAGUGAUGGGAUCAUGGUGGCUCGAGGUGACCUUGGUAUUGAGAUUCCUGCUGAAAAAGUCUUCCUUGCCCAGAAAAUGAUGAUUGGUCGAUGCAACAGGGCUGGCAAGCCAAUCAUCUGUGCCACCCAGAUGUUGGAGAGCAUGAUUAAGAAACCACGUCCAACACGUGCAGAGGGGAGUGAUGUAGCUAAUGCUGUCCUGGAUGGAGCUGACUGUAUCAUGCUCUCUGGAGAGACUGCCAAAGGAGACUAUCCUCUGGAGGCUGUCCGAAUGCAGCAUCUUAUUGCUCGGGAGGCUGAGGCUGCAAUCUAUCACCGCCAGCUAUUUGAAGAACUUUUCCGCCUCACUGCUAACGUCAGGGAACCUCUUGAUGCCAUGGCUGUAGGCGCUGUGGAAGCCUCUUUUAAGUGCUUAGCUGCAGCUGUGAUAGUUUUGACAGAGACUGGCAGGUCUGCUCACAUGGUAUCAAGAUACCGCCCACGUGCUCCCAUUAUUGCAGUGACCCGUAAUGCUCAGACAGCACGCCAAGCCCACCUCUAUCGUGGUAUUUUCCCUGUGCUGUGCAAAGAACCAACACAUGAUGCCUGGGCUGAAGAUGUUGAUCUACGAGUUAAUGUGGGCAUGGAUGUUGGUAAAGCUCGUGGAUUCUUCAAGACUGGUGAUCUGGUCAUAGUACUUACAGGGUGGCGUCCUGGAUCCGGCUUUACCAACACCAUGCGAGUGGUGCCAGUUCCAUAAAAACCAACCCAGCAACCUCAUCCCUCUCCUGUCUCAAGCACCUUCCCCUUGCAUUAGAUCAGCAGUUGCUUGCAAUAUUGUCUUUGUUUGUAGAGGCUGCCAAAAACCACCAAGUGCAGUAACUGGGGGAAGAGAGACUAAAUUUAGAAAUACUUGAAAUAGUUCUCUGAUGAGCAGAACCUCUCCUUUUUCCCCCCUCCUCAGGCUUACCCUGCCUUAUUUGUUGAGAGUCAGCGUAAGAUUGUCUAGCGUGACAACUAGGGCUGCCCAAGGUUUUUCUAUGGUGCAGAGAAUCCUGGUGUCUGACUGAUAAGAGCAUUUUAUGCAAACGCUUGCUGCUGUACCUGUCUGACUUCUCUCACCCAAUGUCCUUUUUCUUUCCUGUAGGUUUGUACUGUCAGAUCUUUACCCAAACACUCUGUUAGGAGCUACACUAGACCAUAGCUCUCUAGGUCUUUCAGCAUCUCACUAGUUUUGCUGUGUCUCUGGGUAUACAGGGGUUGUUGGUACGCUUUGACCUAAACUAUGAGACAAGUCACUUGGAUAUCUAAAUAUACACUCCAAUAGGUGGUGAUAAAAGACCAUACAUGCUUGUCCCUUGAAGUUCCAAAAUACAAAUUCUUUAAAGCUUGUUGCUGUGCCUCAUUGCCAGUACAGUUGAAAGAAGGUAAUGGAAAUGAGAGUGUGGAAUGCUUGUCAUCCCAGAGUCUGUUCCAGUUUUGAAAAUUCCAUAGAAGUAAAUAAGGCAGACUUUGUGAUGGAACUUAAAGGGCUGAGUAGUACAGUCGAAAUUAUUUCAGCUGAUGCACUCCCCACACCUCAAGCUGCUAAAAGUUGUUUGUACGCCUGUUGCAGUGUUGUGUUUUGUGUUCAAGUCGAGUCAUGUUUCCUGAGAGCACUAUCCUCUGUAAAUCUGGAUUAGUGACCUACUGUAACAGGUUGUAAAGUACAACUUUGUACCAUCAGUAAAGCAGAACUCACUCA